AUGGCAGUUUCCACUCCUCUAUUCUCCUUAUCUUCAAUUUCAUCUCUUUACCCUUCAAAGCUUCAUUCCCUUUCUCGCACUUCGACACUCGCUAGUAACCCAUCUCCCCACACCAACCUCGCUAUUCGCUCUUCUUAUUCCGGAAACGGCUCUUCCCCUGAUGCCUUCAAUUCCAGGAACUCUGAAAUUCCCUUUGCACUGUCAAUGGGUGAAUCUAACAAGCCCAGGUGGCGAAGGGUUUUGCUCAAAGUUAGUGGAGAAGCGCUUGCAGGAGAUCAGGCUCAGAAUAUUGACCCUAAGAUAACUAUGGCUAUUGCAAGGGAAGUGGCAGCUGUAACCCGCCUUGGGAUUGAGGUCGCACUAGUAGUUGGUGGAGGUAACAUCUUCCGCGGUGCCUCCUGGGCUGGAAGUAGUGGUCUUGACCGCUCAUCUGCUGAUUAUAUUGGGAUGUUGGCUACUGUUAUGAAUGCUAUAUUUCUUCAAGCAACAAUGGAGAGUAUUGGCAUUCCAACUAGGGUGCAGACUGCAUUUCGCAUGUCUGAGGUGGCAGAACCAUACAUACGCAGAAGGGCCAUCAGGCAUUUGGAAAAAGGAAGGGUUGUCAUUUUUGCUGCUGGAACUGGAAAUCCAUUCUUUACCACAGACACUGCCGCAUCACUUAGAUGUGCAGAAAUUAAUGCAGAGGUUGUACUCAAAGCUACAAAUGUUGAUGGAGUAUUUGAUGACGACCCAAAGCGUAACCCUCAAGCACGUCUUCUCGACACAGUGACCUAUCAGGAUGUAAUAACAAAAGAUCUGUCAGUGAUGGACCUUACUGCGGUAACAUUAUGUCAGGAAAAUAAUAUUCCUGUUGUUGUCUUCAAUCUAAACAAACCAGGUAACAUAGAGAAAGCCAUUAAAGGGGAGAGAGUUGGAACUUUGAUUGGUGCAACGUGGAAUUCUACCGUAUCAAGAACGUGA
This is a messenger RNA of Vicia faba (fava bean), 960 nucleotides long. Lineage: Eukaryota; Viridiplantae; Streptophyta; Magnoliopsida; Fabales; Fabaceae. The record is from the annotation of a GenBank genome assembly.